GAAGAAGCAGCGGGCGGGCAGUCAUCCCCGGUCCCUGCGUGUGCCGGCUCUCCACCUCCAGCCCGAGACUCCUUUUUGCGUUUCUGUCGCGGGCUCAUCCCCUCUCCCUGGGUGUAGAGCCGCAGUGCGGCCGCCAGUGAGCCCUUCCUUCUCCUCGGAGCCCGCACUGGGGACCACACGGGGUCGCCGCAGCGGUAGUCCAAGCGGCUGGCGACCACCGGUCCUAGAAACACGGGCUCCGCAGUGAACCGGGCGCCCGAAGUCGGCGGGGACACCCGGACAGGGCGAGCCACUCCGGGUCGGGUCGGCACUGGGAGAACCCCUAGCGGGUAGAGCAGCUGGCGCGGACACUCCAAUGGCCUCUGGGCUGAUCCGGGACUGGGACGUCCCGGGGCCUCCUGGAAGCGUAGGGUCGAACCCUUCUCUAGAGGGCUGUUCUCACUGUCCCAGCCCGGGAGCCUUCGCGGCGCGUGUGGGCGUCUCUCCGCCGCGACGCGCGCCUCCCCGGCCCAGAUAAGGCGGCCUGUGGGCGAGCGCGGCCCGGGGACCGCCCACUCGGAGCCCGCCUGCUGUCCUGGGAUCCUAGGCUGCGCGGCUGCUGGACACUGGUGGCCUUCGGGGGACUCGGGCUAAGCGCAGCGGGAGCCGGCGGAGCCGGGGGCCCUUUGGUCAGAAGGCUGACAUGAGGCACAGUUGCCUUCUCUUCUGGCAGCAGACUCGUGGGCCAAGAAGUACGACCAGAGUUUGAUGUUUGUGUCUGCUUCUCCAGGGUCAAGGAAUUAGCUCCUUAGAAGGCAACAGUACUAUGCAUGUUAUGAAUUGUGUCUCCCUGGCCAGCGAUAAAGAAAAUGGGACUCUUGCCACGGCAGCUGCAUUCAUGGCUGGGCAGACGUCACCCUCUGCAUCUCCUCCUCCUCCUCCACCGCCUCCACCUCCACCUUGUCCACAUUCAGGGGAGGGCUUCCUCCCCUCCCCACCUCCUCCUCUGCCACCCCCACUUCCUGGGGGACCUCUUAUCCCCCCUCCUCCCCCCGGACUACCCCCAGUUUCUCACGUGAAUGGCUACAGCUCCCUGGGUAAGAAGAAACGGAUGAGAAGCUUUUUCUGGAAAACCAUCCCAGAGGAGCAAGUUCGUGGCAAGACCAACAUCUGGACCUUAGCAUCCAAGCAGCAGCACCACUACCAGAUCGACAAGAAGACCAUUGAGGAGCUUUUUGGGCAGCAAGAAGACACCUCCAAGGCUUCUCUUCCCAGGAGAGGAGGCGCUUUGAAUUCAUCCUUCAGGGAUGCCCGGGAAGAGGUUACCGUCCUGGAUGCAAAACGAAGUAUGAACAUUGGGAUAUUUCUUAAGCAGUUUAAAAAGUCUCCUCAGUCCAUCGUAGAAGAUAUCCACCAAGGAAAGAGUGAGCAUUAUGGAGCAGAGAUGCUUCGAGAAAUCCUUAAGCUUUUGCCAGAGUCGGAAGAGGUAAAGAAGUUAAAGACAUUUAAUGGCGAUGUGUCCAAGCUCUCUCUGGCAGAUUCCUUUCUGCACUACUUGAUUCAGGUGCCAAACUAUUCACUUCGGAUCGAAGCCAUGGUGCUAAAGAAGGAAUUCUUGCCAUCUUGCUCUUCUCUAUACAACGACAUAACAGUUCUAAGAACUGCUACAAAAGAGCUGAUGUCAUGUGAGGAGCUACAUUCAAUAUUGCACUUGGUGCUCCAGGCUGGGAAUAUCAUGAAUGCAGGAGGGUAUGCUGGCAAUGCUGUAGGAUUUAAACUGUCUUCUUUGCUCAAAUUGGCGGACACAAAAGCAAACAAACCUGGGAUGAAUCUUCUGCAUUUUGUCGCUCAGGAAGCCCAGAAGCAAGAUGCCAUCCUCCUACACUUUUCCGAGAAGCUUCAGCAUGUGCAGGAGACAUCAAGAUUAUCUCUGGAUGUCACUGAGGCGGAGCUGCACUCGCUCUUGGUCCGAACAAAAUCGCUGCAGGAAAACAUCCAGCGGGACCAGGAGCUGUCUCAUCAGAUGGAAGAUUUCCUCCAGUUUGCUGUGGAAAAGUUGUCGGAGCUGGAACUCUGGAAACGGGAGCUGCAGGGCGAGGCUCACACCCUCAUAGACUUUUUCUGUGAAGACAGAGAGACGAUGAGACUGGAUGAAUGCUUCCAGAUAUUCCGAGACUUCUGUAUCAGAUUCAACAAAGCCGUUAAGGACAACCAUGACCGAGAGGAACAAGAGCGGAAACAGAUACAGAGGCUGAAGGAGCUGGAACAGAAGCGACAUUCUUGGACAACUGGAGAGCUCGGGGGCUUUGGCAGAAGCAGUAGUGAGAAUGACGUACAGAUGCUAGCCAAGAAGAGCACAGAAGACCUGCCGUCCUUUCUGAAGCCCAGGCCCGCCAGCCCCUCCUACCGCGUCCCCAACACCCGUCGCUCUCGCCUCUCCCUGGGCAUCUCUGCUGACCGAGAGCUUUUGACCUUCUUGGAGAGUGCCACCAGCAGUCCAGAGGACCCCAACAAAUUCAACAGCUUACCCCGAAGCAGUCCCAGACAGCCCCGGCCCACCAUCGCCUGGAUGGAGCCCAGAAAACAGCAGAACUGUGAUCCUAGCUUUGUACAUGAACCCCAGGCCUCAAAGAACCAGGAGAAAGCACCUCGCUUUGCUUGGCAGAGUCAGCUUCCCACAUCCCAGCUGGAGGAACCUGCACCUCCUUUCCCACUGACUGGACGGGGCAGGGCAAGCAUCCUCCGGAAAAGGAACAGUGAACCGGUGGGCUUGUGUCCCACACAAAGCCCUCCUCUCUUACCAUUGGAUCUGGGCAUCAGGGAGCAUGAGCUGGUCACAGGGCUGACCCAGUUUGACCUCCAGAGUCCCAAGAGUCUGGAGGAAGCAUCCCAACUGACUCUGAAUGACUUUUGUCCCGCAAAGCUGCAGUCUCCAGGGGAUCAGAGCUCACAGUCCUUUGAUGCUGGCGGUGACAGCCUCGCACCCAAGGACGCCGGUCCCCAGGAGGUUCUCAGCCCAGCUGGGGAGGAUGACAGGGCUGUCUCUGAUGAACCCAGCAGUGAGGCUCUUGUGUCUGUGGUUGUCACUGACAUUGAAGAUAAGGAUCCUCGGCCUCUGUUAUAUGUCUCGGAUACCACAGACUGCUCUCUGACUCUGGACUGCUCAGAGGGAACGGACUCCAGACCAGGAGGAGAAGAGCUGGAGGAAGACAGAGCAGGGGAUGGCUCAGUGUCUUCUGGGGCUGGAGAGGCAGGCAGCAGCCAGAUCUCCAACCCUGCCUCCAGAUCCCCUGGGGAGGUGCCUGCUCCCAACUCCAGUAAGAGUGAGCCCAGCUACCAGGGUGGCCUUCUGAAGGACAGACCCAGCAAAGGGAAGGAUGCCACAGCACCAAAGAGAAAUUCCCUCAAAGAGGCAUCACCGGGGGCCUCAAAGUCGGUCAGUGCCCGGCGCAGCCAAGGGGUAGCCCCCAAGUCUGUGAGAACCUUGAACUCCUCUGAGAAUGAGCACAUGCGCAAGGUGGUGCCCAUCUCCAAGUCCAGCAGGGGAGCAGGGUCCUGGAAGCGUCCAGAGCUGACAUCCAGGGCUUCCCCUCGGGAGACACCCAGCAGCACAGCCGACACACUGCUAUCACGAAGGAGCUCAGUGCGGGGGACCUCCGACACUUCGCCCAGGAGGCCCCACGUGAGUGGGCCUGGGACAGAGGAGCCUAGGCUGCCCCGCUCGAGUGGAAGCAUGAGUGGGCGGCCAGGGAAGGAGGCUGUGGUACAGCCCAGGGCCUCAUUUCGAAAGCCCAGCGCCAAGCCCCUCAGAAACAUCCCCAGACAGAAACCCGAAGAAAACAAGGUCAUCAGCCCCACCUCACAAGAUUCUGGAAGCCUCAUGGAAGAGCCCAAAGCACCUCAGACUCCGGGUGUCUCUCGGGCCCUUCCCCACGUCCCAAGCUUUGCUCGAAGUACGGUGGCCUCCUCAUCUCGGUGCAUGCGAACAGAUGCUCCACCUGUGUCCAGAGCUGCUGGCAUCACCAGGACAGUCUCCCAGCGGCAGCUUAGGGUCAAAGGUGGCCCCGAGGAUUCUGCCUCCAAGGACAGUGGUACUUUGAAGAGGGCCAGCAGCGCCAGGGCCUCCAAGAAGUGCCCUGAAUCUUCCGGGGGUUCAAGUGCCAAUGCAGAGACCCCACUGAAGGGCAGAGGGACUGCGGAGAGAUCCUCCUCUCUCAGAUUGAAGGACUCGGGGCAGGCUACCCUAGGGAGGCUCCUCCGUCCCCUGCAGAAGUGAUGGGGCCUGUCUACAUCUCUGCCUUCUGGGAUUUUUACCUACCAGGACUGGCUGCUGGGGUGAGGACAGGAGAAGCCAAUCUUGAAUGUCUUGUUACAACUUACAGGAGCCACCUGUUAAAGGUCACGUCACUAAAGGUACAUGGAGAUCUGUAGCCUGCUGUGCAGACUUCUGCUUUGAAAUCAAGGCUGAGAACACUCUGUUCUACACAGUGCUUUGCCAGGCCCCAGCACCUCCUGUCAUUCAUACUCAGGACCCUAACCCUAACUCCUGCCCGAGACAAAGAUCCGUAAUAGUCUGGACAUGUUAAGAUGACAAUUCUUAUGUAACAAGUAAAAAACAAUUUCUGGCCAGUUUUUAUAUAUCAAAGACUUAUUUUUUAAUAUUAUAAAAAUAAAAUGAUGUUUUAGUUGGUUCCUUUUUCAGAGUGAAAUGCCUCCCUGGGGAGGGAGUAUUAUCCUUAAUAUGAAGAUGUUUGUACCUUUGUGCCCCAGCCUCUGGGUUCCAUCUCACACACACACACACACACACACACACACACACACACACACAAUCCCUGGCCAGCCGUGGCCUCUCACAAGCUCUCGGGUGUUUGUAGGAUUGGGUCUGUCUCCUGGAGGACUUUAUGACUUCCUUGGGUUUUCUCCUCAAAUGACUCUGGGUGAGGAUUUUAUGUGAAAAGGAUGUCAGAUUUGUGUGGGUAGAAAUCUGAUGCUACUGUAAGUUCAGGGCGUCCCAAGGGUGUGAGAUUCAUGGGGGAGCCCAUGGCUGUAGGGAAGUUUGCCCAGAAGAUAGGGCCACCUAUAUUGGGUGCAGUCUGUGUCGUGUUUUAGUGGGAAUACAGAUGGGUCUGCUCAGCUGAGCAUAUCUUUACCUCAGUUUCCCAUCUGUGCAACUGAGUGACGAUCACUCCCUUUUGUCCCUCUGUGUGGAAAAGAAAAGGAUCCUUUCUGUGGCCCAGGCUUCCUUCUCUCCUGUACCCUCAAUGUCCCACCCCUACCUCCGUUAUUUUAUUUUAUUUUGCUUUUUGAGACUGGGUCUCACUGUGUAGUCGAGGCUAGCCUCUUACUUAGAGUCCUCCUGCCUCAGCCUCCUGAAAGCCUCCAGUGAUGGCUUCUUGGUGGCAGCUUCUCUUCCAGGGUAUAGUGCUUUUUAAGACCUGAGAAAAGCCAAACCAAACUUGGUUGGUUCAUUGUAAACAGACUCCCACCCCCAAGAAAACCUGAUUUCAAAAACUUUGCCAUCAGGGAAAUGUGUAUCGAGAUCAGGUGUCAUGAAGCAUGUGCCCGGUUAUCACCCAAU
Onychomys torridus (southern grasshopper mouse) is the source of this 5557-nucleotide messenger RNA. It is a transcript of the gene Fhdc1, whose product is annotated as FH2 domain containing 1. Gene Ontology annotation, molecular function: actin binding; microtubule binding. Gene Ontology annotation, biological process: actin filament polymerization. The transcript is spliced from 12 exons. Gene Ontology annotation, cellular component: cytoplasm; actin filament. Bases 806 to 4255 code for a protein of 1149 amino acids. The record is from RefSeq and is a predicted model, not a curated record. NCBI's taxonomy places the organism in Eukaryota, Metazoa, Chordata, Mammalia, Rodentia, Cricetidae.